Molecule: messenger RNA, 1428 nt
Organism: Chrysoperla carnea
Lineage: Eukaryota; Metazoa; Arthropoda; Insecta; Neuroptera; Chrysopidae
Exons: 4
Coding region: 1-1428 (475 amino acids)
Source: RefSeq, a predicted model, not a curated record
AUGGACACCUACGAACAAAAUGUUAUGCAGACGCUAAACGUGGUACCUCAAGGUGGUAGCACGGAUAUGAUGAAGAAAGUGGAGAGAGCGUUGGGGCUCAUCAAGACGGCAGAGGAAGCUGAGCGAUGGAUGGUACUUAAUAAGCAGAACAUCCGCUUAUUGAAAAAGAUGUUGAUGUUAAAGAAAGAAAAUUCUCUGCGCCUGGAAGCUAAUAUUGGACUUUGUAAAUCAUACCAGCGGCAACUUCACCGACUGCGAUUAGAUUUAGUUAAGCAAGGUGGUGGUGUCACCAAAAAACAAAAUCGACAUCUAAUCUGGGAGACAAUUGAAACCCACCAUCAGGGCAGGGUGAAGACUGGUAUGAUUACCAAUUUGGAUUAUAAAGAUCCAAAUAUAUUUUUCAACCGGGCAUUUCCAAUGUUCCGACGACACGUUCGGCGUGAGCUAGUGAAGCAUCCCCUCAAGGUGUAUAUUAUGUUCACGGGCAAUUUCAUUAAGCCCAGCACCAAAGAGGAGGAUUUGAAAACUUUUAUAACGUCGGCCAAGGAAAUGUAUCUGACCACGGACAUGCAGGAGUGGUACACUGAUCAUGUCAAAAACUAUUUGUUGAAAAAAUUGGAAGAAUUCCAGGAACGCGAUAGCGUUUGGGCUCUUGACAUGAUCAUAAAUAUUCGAGUCCACAUGAAUGAGUACUCUCCGAUCACAGCUGGAACAUUUUGUGAACUACCACCAGUUAUCAGAAAUAAAUUGGCUGUGAUUAAUGUCCGGAAUGAUGACCAACAUUGUUUUUUAUGGUCGAUAAUGUCAGCACUUUACCCGGUUGAAAAGGAUCCUCAACCAAAGUUGAAUCGAUCGGGUGUGACAAAACACGAGCAUAAAAUAUUUUUAUGCGAUCGAUGUCUCAACUAUUUUGCUACAGAAGGCAAACUCCAACAGCAUUCAGUAAAUUGUGGUGAAAAAGAAGCGGUGCGGGUACGAAUGCCUAAAACUGAUGACGAGCGGUUCGUUGAGUUUCAGAAAUUUUCUCAUCAAGAACCAAUUCCAUAUAUUGUAUAUGCAGAUUUUGAGGCGUUAUUGGUACCACAACAUCAUGAAGGCAUGGAAAUGGAUCAUGGGUCUUAUACACAAAAUAUUCAAAAACAUGUACCCUACAGUGUAGGUUACUAUGUUCAUUGUACCCAUGAUCCCAACCAAUCGUUUUAUAAGGCAUACCGUGGUACUGAUUGCGCAAAAUGGUUUGUUAAAGAACUGGAACAGGUUGCGUAUACAUUGGAAAAGAAAAUUAAACACGUUGAACCAAUGAUACCGCUCACCAUCGAACAAGAAAUGGGGUUUCUGUGUGUAGAAAAGUGUCAUAUUUGUAAAAAAUCUUUUACACCAACAAAUAGUAUCCGUGUGCGUGACACAUCACAGGCUAUAUUAAAAUAG